Molecule: messenger RNA, 900 nt
Organism: Schizophyllum commune H4-8
Lineage: Eukaryota; Fungi; Basidiomycota; Agaricomycetes; Agaricales; Schizophyllaceae
Exons: 4
Coding region: 1-900 (299 amino acids)
Source: RefSeq, a predicted model, not a curated record
AUGCAGCCACCCAAUUCGCGUGCUGCUCACGUGAACUCACCCUCUGGUUCGACUGCGGCAUCCAAAGCGACGUUGGGAUGGCCUGGCUCGGCCGCCAUGCUCAACAACUCGGGUAUACGGUAUAACACCUACACCGGCGAUAGUGAUGGCGUCCACCAUCAAGAUAGGCCGUCACCCCAAGAAACAUCGUUCGGCGUAAUUGAUAGACCUUGGUCUCAGCCUGCGCGAGAGUUCCAACCAUGUCGUCACGGCUUCGACCGAUCAUCAGUGACCCAAGACAAUCGGCUCAUUGGCGUUUCCCCACUGGCACUCGCUCAGCGAUAUCUGCAGCACGAUCUACUUCAUCCUGUCAGCGCGACCGGCCAGCUCGACGAUAUCAUUCCAUUCGGUCACGACCAAAAUAAUGAAACGACCAUACGACCGGAAGACGUCCAGUAUGAUCCAGCCUUUGCGCGCGCUCCCGAGCACGCAUCGAUAACCGCCUACAAUACUCCCCUCAGGCUGGAAGCGCGUUUCCCUAUCACUGAUACUGAUACUCCCGCACCUUGGAACCCGCAUCACGCGGCCGCGAGUAUGUACCACGAGCCACUGCAGGCCCUUCGGUGCGAGGACCACUGCGCCGCGAGGCCAACGCAGCAGGUCAUCGAGUUCGCUGGGAAGACCACCUCAGGAGCGGACUUCGGCGAUCGCACGCUGGACUACUCUACGUCGGUCAGCUCCGAGUUUCCUUUCGCUUGUGCUACAUGCCCCAUGCCCUUCGAGGCCAAGUCUUCGUACAACGAGUUCGCGACGCAACUGCCCGCGCCUCAAUUGCCAUGUACGCGUCCGGAACCUGCCGCGGCCUCUCAGUCUUGCAUCGAUCUCGGCACGCCAAUGAGGUCGUUGAACUUCGCCACUUAA